AUGGAUCUAUUGUCGGAUCCCGGCAUAGGAGUCGGUGCCGCCGUGGUCUCCGUCUUCCUCGUCGUCUGCUUCAUGUGCUGCGCAAAAAUCUGCUACCGCACCUUCUUCGAUUUCGCCUACCACCGGUCGGAGCUGCGGCGAUGCGUUGCCAAGGCUCUCGGCGCGCGCCUGCGGUGCCAGUGCCAGUGGGAGCGCGCCGCAGCAGCCAGGCUGCGGUGCCUGUGCAUCGUCGACGGCGCCGGCGGCUCCGCUUCCGUUGCUCUGCCGCAGUCUGUUCAAGCAGGCUCGCUGCCCCAGGCGGCCAAGGAAGCGCUGGUGUGCGGCGGCGCGCGUGAGGCCUCCACCGUGAGAGACCACGAGCAGCAGGAGAAGGAGGAGGGCGGACGGCUAGCUGGCGGCGCGUCGGGGUGCGCGGUGUGCUUACGCCAGGCAGAGAUCGGACUGUUAGCAUAA
Brachypodium distachyon (stiff brome) is the source of this 453-nucleotide messenger RNA. RefSeq lists its product as uncharacterized. Bases 1 to 453 code for a protein of 150 amino acids. The record is from RefSeq and is a predicted model, not a curated record. Lineage: Eukaryota; Viridiplantae; Streptophyta; Magnoliopsida; Poales; Poaceae. The transcript has a single exon.